UUGAAUAAGGGGUUUUAAUGUUAUUUUCAAGUGAAAGGUCGCUUUCAAGCUGAAACCUGUACAGGGGAUCCCUUGCCGGUUGAACUGUGUACUUUUCUCGCAUCUUUUCUCAAACUUCUAAUUCGUUAAGUGCCUGUCGUGCCAAAUAGACAUCUUAAACCUCCAAAGAAUUCAAGAAACUUUUAUAACGUAAAUAGCUUCAUAAGCUCUCGUUGUGUAUAGUUCAAAGCGAAUCAUGGUGAUUGGAUUGCUAUCAAUCGCAUUCAUCUGCUAGCCACCAUGUGCUCGAUUGAAGCAGGCAUCUAUAAACCAACAUGUGGAUGAUUUUAAACUUGUUUCGGUAGUUCGACAGGUGUUGAGUACAAGACGCGGCUUGUACGUAAACAGAAUUUAUGUUCCUUAACAGCUUAUUACAGAAAACGGCUGCUGAUUUAAUUGUAUUCGUCGCCAUCUUUGUCUUGUUGAACUAUUCCACUUUAUGUUCUCAGUUACAAAGCUGAGAACAGCCAAGAAGGGUCUCAAAUUUCUUCAUCCGUUACCAAAAUUAGACACACAGUUAGGUUUCCCCAUCUAAACAUCCCUUACCGUUGUGCGUUUAUAUUGGUCAGCAUGUUUUUAUUUCUUUAUAUAAACGGUCGUGAGAAGAAAUAUAUUUAACUGCGAAGUUUUUGCUUGUUAUUGCAAAGACGCUAGAAUCAAUUCCCAUGGUAUAAUUCGAUGUUUAUGAAUAAACUCGCUGAAAAAAGAUAUGUUUACAAAAUGUGGUUAGAUAGUUAUCAAUGCUGGAUAGUUUCACGAAGGAAAGGCAUGUGUGGUUAAAUGUUGUUGGGAAAAUUUUCAAAAGUUAAGAUUUCAGAACCGAAUGAGUUCGUUUUUGAAGUAAAAGGCACAGUGGAACAAAAUUGGCAAUGUUCCAAGUAAUCUUAUACUUUUGAACUACGUACUGUUUGGUAUAUUUGAAAAUGAUACCAAUAACACAAGAUGUUCAAUUAACAUUCAAAUUGCGUUUUCAAAGCAGUAACUAUAUAGAAAAACAAGAUAAAUUCAUAUGAAAACAAUCUUGCUUCAAUUUUGAAAGCUACGGCGCCCCACUGGUUUUGUUUUCCCAGUGAUUAAAUUAAUUGAUAAAUUAUUGUUCUGUGUGAAUGCCUCUCUCCCAUUGCCAAAAAGUAUGACAAAAUGCUGUAUAGUAAUAAUAAUAUCAACGGUUCAAUUGAAUUUAUUGUCACUGGUCAAAUCGCUUUUGUUUCCUGUGUACCUGGAGCAAAAAACCGCAGUCAACAGAAUCUAACAUUUACUUUGCUUGAGAACAUGCCCGCCAAAGUUUUGUACCUCUAAAAACACAUUGUGAAGUACCUUCUUGUACAUUAAUAUUAUAGUUUUUUAUGUUGUCUUUUAAAUGGGCAGUUAAACAUUGAUAAUGCAGUCAUUUGUGCGACAUUGCCUGGCAUUUUGGUUACUUUAGCUCAUAACGUAUAUCUAAUAGGGCAAGUUUAUAACUUAAAAACUGUAUUUACCUAAAUUAGCAGCAUUAUGAGAAAUAAAUGUGUGUUUCCGUGAAGACCCUAAUAAUUAGUUAAUGUUUUAGUAGCGCUAGAAUUGGGCCAGAUGUUCCAUGGACUUGCAUUAGUUAAUUUAGUACUGUUUAUAAUGUAAAAUGUUAUUUGUACUGUCGCAAAGAAAAGACCUGCCCCGUUGCCCUCUCUUGUGGAUUAACGCUGACAAACACCUAUUUAAACCCCGUGUUGAUAACAUUGUUCAAGAAAAGCCCGUUUCGAAGAAGUGGUUUUCCCAUCACAAUGCAACAGUUCUAAAGGGCUUUCAAGUGACUGAAAGCAUUACUCACACUCCAGCCCUAAUGUGUGCACCUUGUUUUGAUCAGCCCAUGAUAGAACAAUGGACUGUACGUCCGACAAAACAAUCGACUGUAUCGGUGUCAAGCUUCCGAGAAGACAACUGUUUAUUGUUUUACAACAAUAAGGUUUAAUGAGUCAUAGCCACAAUUUGUCAUGUUUUAACGUAUCUGGAUAUGUUGUUUUGAAGUAAGUGUUAGGUUAAGUCUGUUACACAAGCUUUGUAAAGGAAUCUCCACCUUCCUAGCUUUAUCAUUUCAUUUUCAAUUUGAAAUGAGUGUGACUGGAAGCAAAACUGAUUUCAGGGAAAGUCUCCAAGCAAAUUAAUACUUGCUAACAUAAAUUAACAAAAGCAAAUUGUACACUGUAAAACAUGUCAGGAAUGUGGCUAGAUUGUGGUAAAGAACGAGAAAGCUGUUCAGACAGUGGAUUUGAAGAUGGGCCAAGCUCACCAACAAAAGUAAAUCUUGACAAAGCAAGUCCACCAACUAAAAUUACAGUUUCAAAAGAAAGAAGAGAAAGAAGAAUGCAGGAAAGGAGAAACAUAGGAGUGACAUCAAAAAAUGAUUUAGCAGAUCUAAGGCGAGAGCAAAGAGAAGGAGAAGAUCUGUAUAGGGCGCCAGAGACAAAGCCAGUUAAAAAGUGCGGCAAAGACUGCACAGAAUGCAAUGUGCAAGCAUAUGCAACAUCUCCAAAGGGUUUGAUUUAUGAACAAGCAUACAUCCCUGUUUACCCUGAAAUUGUAAAAAGAGAAAAAUCUGAUAAACAAGAUGACACUCACUAUAGAGCUGAGGAUGAACGAGACCACAGAGGCCAUAAAUAUUCAAUAAUUCCUCCACCACCACUGAUGUCACUUCGACCAACUGCAUUUACUUGGCUUCCUCCGCCUUUUCCUUCACCUUUGUCGCUGAUAAGAAGACAAUCGGUUAUUACAUCCGCCUGUUGUCCCCAGCAGUAUGCUGGCACAGAAAACAUUUCGAUCUGUCCCUGUGCCAACCCAAAAUGCAACAUUCAGGCCAUAUCAUUUGGAAGUCAUGUUGGUGGACAUUCAGCUGUCAAAAGGGAGGUAUUCAGUACUGUGCCUCCUGGAUUUGAACUGCCCACUGUUGAAGAGCACUUUCGUAAAAGUUUAGGAAGUGACUAUGAAGAGGUGACACCAGGUGAACCUCUAAACAGUGUAGAUGAACAUUUUGCAAAAGCAUUAGGAAAUACUUGGUACAGCCUUAAGUAUAAAAAAGCUAUAGAGAGUCAGUUUAGGACCAGGGAAAGGGUUUUGACAAGUUGUAACUUAUAGAUGUGUUGAUAAAAGUGUGGUAGUUUUGUAAAGCUGUAAAUAUUAUGUAGUUUGACUAUUUUACGUCCUUUAAAAUGUUACAAGAUGUGGCAUUAUCCAUGUUAAAAGAGCUGAUGUACUUUUCUUCCUAGAUCAGAUACACUUUCAAGAACUGAGCCAUCCCUCCAGUUUUAUGGAGUAGCAUUUCAGGAUAAAUAUUUUGGUUUUUGUGCUGGUUGCUUUUUUAGUUUGUCUUGAGGUUUUUGUUACCCAUUGAAGUGGUCAUUUCUCAAUAAUUGUGUACGUGCAUGUCACAAAGCUAAAUAGGAAUGUCAAAAACAACUCCUUUGUUUGUGUUUUGAUGUACCGAAAAUUGUUAAACUUUUCAAGUUAUUGUUAAAGAAUGUCAAGUUUUGAUGUUGAUAGUGUAUUUUGUUAGGCCAGCUACUGUCUGGUCUGGCAACGUAUAAUAACUUUGGUUCCUUUUGUCUUUUGUUGGGCAAGUUUUCUUCAAGUCCUUUUUCUAAAUUCAACUUUGUUAUCAUGUUCAGCUUUUGUAUGAUGUAAAAGUGCAGAUUUUGUUUAAAUAUUGUAAGUUUAUAUUUCCACAUCAGAAUAGUCUUAAUAUUGUUAGUUUUGUCGCAUAAAAGUGAUUAAUUCAUAUUUCUAUUUAAUAUAACUUUCGAUUUUGCGAUCGUUAUUUAAAUACUUUAGAGUGGGUUGUAUAGAGAUCUUAGAUGGGAAAUGACAGUUCUAAUUUAUGGAGAA
This is a messenger RNA of Rhopilema esculentum, 3894 nucleotides long. RefSeq lists its product as uncharacterized. Gene Ontology annotation, molecular function: transcription coactivator binding. The record is from RefSeq and is a predicted model, not a curated record. NCBI's taxonomy places the organism in Eukaryota, Metazoa, Cnidaria, Scyphozoa, Rhizostomeae, Rhizostomatidae. Gene Ontology annotation, biological process: negative regulation of DNA-templated transcription.